Molecule: messenger RNA, 2169 nt
Organism: Dimorphilus gyrociliatus
Lineage: Eukaryota; Metazoa; Annelida; Polychaeta; Dinophilidae
Source: the annotation of a GenBank genome assembly
ACAAAUGAGGAUUCUCUUCCCGAAGAGUGAUUGCUAGUAACACACCUAGUAGGCAAGUUGGAUAAUAAAAAAAAGCGGAGUCAGUCGGCAUCGGAAAAACGUAAAGUAAAAAUCAUUUAAAACAUUCUGAUAGGAAUAACGUUAUGUUAGAAAUCAAAUUAGACGCUUUUGGAUUAUAAUUUUUAGAUAUAAAUAUAGUGUUUUAUUUUCUUAUUUUGCAUCGUUUUAAUUGAAGAAUAGAAACAAAAAAAAAAUAAAACAGAAACUUUGUGGUAAAUAGCAAUUAAAUUCUUAAUUUCAUUUAAUUAGACGCCUUUUAAUAUUUGAAAAAAAAAGUAAUAAAAAAAAAACAAAAAAUAGUAGGCUUUAGAAUUGAAAUAGUUCGAAAUGAAAUUUUUAAAAUGGGUUGUGCGCCUACUAAACAUGUGAAUAUACCGAAUGGGAGAAAUAUUAGAAUAAAUAGUAAGUUAAAUGAUGUCGUCAACGUACCUUAAUUAGAGAAUUAAAGAUAUAAAUUCAAUGUUUUAAUAAAAAUCCAUAAACUUCGAUGUUGUAACUUAUCAAGAGAUGUAGAAUAUAUAUGACACUAAAAAAUAAUUCUAAAUGCUCCCUCUAUAUCUCUCUAUUCUGUCUAUAUAUAUAUUUAUUUUACAUCCUUAAAGAUAAAGCGAACGAAAAAAACAAGGCCAUAACCAAGUCAAUACCUUUCGUGUACAAACUUGUUUUAAAUCUAUAUAAAAUGUUUAUUGCCUUUUUCUUUCCCUAUCAGUAAUUGAACCAACAAGUAUAGCAGAUUUUAGUGAAACGCAAACUAAAACGCCUUCGUCAUCUAGAAGCAUUUCAAAAACAACAAUAAAAGAAACGGUUAGCGAAGAAACUGAUAAACCUUUGGAAGAGAAAAAUUGGCCAAGAACUUUAGCUUAUUAAUAAUUAAUAAAUAUGAAUGAAUCUCUAGACGUUCUUAUAAGCCAUUCUAAAGAGGAUAUAAAACACGCCGAAUAUAUUGCAGAUGGACUCAACAAAUCAGGUAUUGUGGCUUAUCAUUCUGCUAUAGACUCGGCGACUGUAAAAUCUGGACUACAAAAAAAUGAUGCUAUUGUUAAGGCUAAGGUAUUCCUUCUCAUACUCAGCCCGUAUUCGACUAAAGAUGAGAGAUUGAAAGACGAAGUUGCUUUGGCCUACAUUUCGAAUAAACCCGUUUUUCCAAUUGCUCUUAAACAUUACAGUGCAUUAGCUGGUGAUAUGGAUAGUGCUCUGAAAUUGAUGUUAGCAAAAAUAAAUUGGACAUUCUUAACAAACAAAACUUCUCCGCAAGACACUAUUGACGAGUUAAUAAGUCAAAUCAAAUACCAGUUAAAGAAUAUAUCUGAGAGUCCUUCUACCCAAGCGACUGUUGAUAAAUUCGACGCUUUUCAAGGUUUAAACAAGAAUAGAGAGAAUAGAGAGGAAGACGACGAGAAAGCUAACAACAUUCGUUCUGACUUUUGGCAAAUUAAUUUUCAGGAUAAGAACGAAAUUCAAUGGCAAGAGUUUCGUGAUGCUUUCAUAAAAGAGUACGAAGAGAAGAUAUGCAAAAACUUUGGUUUUGACAGAGUCAACUGGUUUUGUGAACUCCUUUUUGACGAUGUUUUUGAAAAGUCACUGUUAAUAGAGAAAGCUGCCUAUCAGAAAUUUAUAGGAGACAAAGAGUUUGUUAGCAAAGACACUUUUUAUCAAAGACUUCGAGAUUACGGAAUAGGCAUGUUGGCUAUGAAAGAGGUUUUUGACAUGAAAAGUUCUGUAAGAAUAACUGCUGUACAGAAACUAGGUUCUUUCCAAACGAUUUCUGUAAGAUCGGCUCUUCUUGAUCUUACGUAUGAUAAUGAUCCCAACAUAAGGGCGGUUUCCGCUUUGGGCCUCGCCAAGACUGGAAGAAAGGACGACUGGAUUAUACGGAGGUUAACAAGUAUGUUGAACGACAACGAUAGAGUUGUUAGGGAGAGUGCGUGUCUAAGCUUGGGUCAUAUGAAAUGUACAAAAGCAGUAAGCAAUAUUAUUGAUGUAUGGCGUAAUGACCCAAUUAAACAUGUUCGAGAAGCUGCUCAAGUUGCAUUAUCCAGAAUGGGAGGCGAAGAGGCUAAUAAGGCAAUGAAAAUGGUUGAAGUCUUAUCAAAUGAAAUGAAAAAUUGA